UGAUUUAACAAUUGAUAUUUUCUAUAUGAGGUUGAAUAAUUUAUUCAAUAAAUUAUCUUAAAUCAAUAAUAUUUUAGUGCUUGCAAAUAUUGUCAGCCGACCGGCAACACAUCGGUUUCAAAAAACUGUCAGUGUAUUUUGGCUGACGGAGUUGAAGUGUCUGGAAUAGUAACCGUCAAUAGAAUGUAUCCUGGACCAGCAAUCCAAGUUUGUUUAGGAGACUUCGUGGUUGUAGACGUAACAAACAAGGUUCCUGGAAAUGGAUUAGCGAUUCAUUGGCACGGGAUUUAUCAAAAAGACUGGCAGCAUUACGACGGCGUACCUUACCUCACGUGUCCAAUAUCAGAAGGCUCAACGUUUCGGUACCAGUGGCGAGCACAGAAUCCCGGUUCCCAUUUCUGGCAUGCACAUUCUGGUUUUCACAAAGCUGAAGGGCUUCACGGGCCCAUUGUUAUCGGGCAAGCAGUAUCUCUCGAGCCAAAUGCCAAGCAGUAUGAUGUUGAUAAUCCAAAUAAUAUUAUGUUUAUUUCUGACUGGAUGCAUGGUAGUAUCAAGAGCCAUAUUCCAGGAACCACUUUCAAUAAUCCUGGUCAAGUUCCUGAUAAUAUUCUGAUUAAUGGCAAAGGACAAUUCAUGGAUGCGUAUGGGCGUGAAACAUUAACUCCAUUAGCCGUUUUCAAUGUUAAAUCUGGCAAACGUUAUCGUUUUCGCAUGAUAAACGCCUGCAGCUUCAAUUGUCCUGUUAAAUUGACAAUCCAGAAUCACGACGUCACCUUAAUUAGCGUGGACGGUGAGCAUGUUGUGCCACGCACCGUUACAACCAUAACUUCAAAAUUCUCAGCAGAACGUGUUGACUUUGUCCUCAACGCUCAUAAGACUGUUGGCACUUACUGGAUCCAGGUUCGCGGUUUUGGUGUCUGUGCUGAUAUAGGCCUCCAGCAGUCCGCUGUUUUACGUUACGACGGCUCACCAUUGGAGAUACCAGCAACUUAUAAGCCAUUUUAUAAUUUGCCCCUUGAUGAGGGAAUUGUUUUUAAUGAAAUAAGCCAAAUUUGCGAUGGUAAAACUACCAAUAAAAUCUGUCUUAAAGAUCUAACAGCCAUUGAAGAUCUUCAACCAAGUAUUAUUACAAGACAACCUGAUAUCAAGUUAUACUUGCCGUUUGAAUUCUAUUUGUAUAAUGAUACUGAUCUUUUCAAAGCAAAUACUUACAAACGUUUUCUUGCUCCUGAUGGUGGUGACAAUUUUGGUGCUUUGAUUGGUGGAAUUUCAAAUAUUAAUCCAUCAUCACCUUUCAUCAGUCAGCUUGAUGAAAUUCCUAAAGAACAGAUUUGCAAUCAAACACAUCUACCCGCUAGGUGUUUAAAGUCAAAAAAUUAUAUUUGUCAUUGUUCACAUGUCAUAAACAUUCCACUUAAUUCAAUCGUGGAUCUUAUUAUCGUUGAUGUAUCUGGUCCCACUGGGAUUUCGCAUCCAUUUCAUUUACAUGGAUUCGGUUUUCACGCGUUAGCUCAAGGCUCACUAUCAAAAGUAAAUCUUACAGAAGAUAACGUGCAACAAGCAAUUGAACUUGACGGCCAAGUAUACGGACUUUCUCACAGUAAGCCAAUAACUAAAGAUACGAUAGCCGUUCCAUCAGGAGGCUAUGUAAUUGUCCGGUUUAUUGCCGACAAUCUAGGCUGGUGGCUAUUUCACUGCCAUUACCUUCCUCAUUUGUUAAACGGUAUGAGUUUAGUUAUUCGAAUCGGUGAACAAGAUGAUUUACCACACACACCCAAAGGUUUUCCUAAAUGCGGGAAUUUCAUGCCAAACUUUUAUAAGAAAAAUCCAAAGCCACGUAGAAUUACGUAAAUUUAUUUAAACACAGAAAACUUCUGUGCUCGCUAUCGGAUUCCAUGAUUGUUUGCAAUCCGGUGACUCCCAAGACUUGAAGAUAACUUUUCAGCGAUUGGUAAAGAAGUUUUCUUGCGCGAAAGACGCGGGCUCGAUCACUAGAUCGGAGGAGC
Cotesia glomerata is the source of this 2006-nucleotide messenger RNA. Its product is annotated as iron transport multicopper oxidase FET3-like. The record is from RefSeq and is a predicted model, not a curated record. Gene Ontology annotation, molecular function: oxidoreductase activity; copper ion binding. Gene Ontology annotation, biological process: iron ion transport. Lineage: Eukaryota; Metazoa; Arthropoda; Insecta; Hymenoptera; Braconidae. Gene Ontology annotation, cellular component: plasma membrane.